CAGUUGUUUGAUGCUUUGAUUCCCUUAAAAAUUAAUAAAAUAACAUCAACUUGUCCUAAUUGACUUGAUUUAAAUACGAAAUGACACCGUUUCAGUCGGAACGCAAAGCUCCAAUGGGCGUACGGCACAUAGAAAUUAACGGUAUGAAGCUGGCGAUUCUCGAAAGCGACGACGUCUACGACUCGGUUACCGGUCGUCCACUCACCGGGUCAUGGCUGUGGGACUCGGCCCUCGUCCUGUCUCGCUGGAUGGCGAGUCACGGCCAGGCAGAGUUCAGCCUGCAAGGCAAAACCGUCCUCGAGCUCGGCGCCGGACUCGGACUUCCUGGGCUGACUGCCGCCCUACUCGGCGCCCGCCGAGUCUUGCUCACCGACGUCGGGUCGCUGCUCCCGGGGCUGGAGAGGAACGUGGAGGCGAACGGACUCGGGGACCGAGUCGAGGUGCAGGAGCUGGUGUGGGGAUCGGACGAGUCGAUGGGUCGACUCGGCGAGUUUGGAGACUUCGACGUGGUUCUGAUGUCGGACGUGUUCUUCGACGCGGCGGAGAUGGCGGCGCUGGCGAAGACGCUGAGGUGGGCGUGCGGGAGGGAGACUAGGUGUUGGGCGGCGAGUGAGGUUCGGGAGUGGACGUGGGUAUGCCUGAACGAGUUGGUGACCGAAGGUUUCCGACUCACUGAGUUACCGAGUCUCUCUGGUCAGGAUGUGUUUGCGGUUUAUCACAUAUUCCCACCGUCCAUAUCCUAGGCUUAUGGGAUAUGGAAUCCUGUACUUUUUAUUUAUUUUUUCUUUUUCCUUUUUCUUCAAAUAUUAUGCGUUCGAAACCCUUAGGACGCUCGACCAAACCCUAAAUCAUGGAAUAGCGAAACACUAUCCUAUUCUUUU
This is a messenger RNA of Malania oleifera, 881 nucleotides long. RefSeq lists its product as uncharacterized. The record is from RefSeq and is a predicted model, not a curated record. Bases 81 to 743 code for a protein of 220 amino acids. NCBI's taxonomy places the organism in Eukaryota, Viridiplantae, Streptophyta, Magnoliopsida, Santalales, Ximeniaceae. The transcript has a single exon.